AAUAACCAAACGCAAAUACGCAACCUUGAAGCAUUGAACAUAAUUAACUUCACUCUCCUUCUCACUAAUUCCUCAUUCCCGCCUAAACCAGGGAUUUCACUCUAAAAUCCCCAAUUUCUCUCCUGCGAAAACACCAAGUCGAAGAAUCCUCAGCUCAAGCUCGUCAACAAUGGCGGUUAUCAUUGAUAACGAUUCAGGCAAGAAAACCUUACAAAUUGAAGAACAAGUUGAAGGCGAACGUAUCGAAACUAAUGACUAUUUCUUCUGUAAAGUCGGCGAUUCUAUUCCUAUCAUGUCCGACGGUUCGAUUUUCGAUGUAAACAAUCCUCCUGCAAAACCCUUGGUUAUCUCUGAAAGUUCUGGUCUCAUAUUUGCUGCUCAUUCUACUGGAUUUUGUGUUGCGAAGAUUAAGGAUGUUAUUGCGGCGGCCAAGGAGAUUAAGGAUAAAGGAAGCGGUCCUUCUGUUCAGGAAUUGUGUGUUGUUGAUGUUCUUAUUGGUAGGGUUUCGAUAUUGGCUCUUUCGACUGAUUGUUCGGUCAUUUCGGCGGUUGUUGAGGGGGAGAUUCAGUUCUUUUUUGUCGAUUCGCUUCUCAAUAUGGAUAAAAGACCUACAUUUUGCCCUUCUGUCGAAUCAAACCCUGUGAAGGACAUGUUUUGGAUCAAUGAGACUGAUCCUUCCUUUAUUGUCCUUACUUCUGGUGGGACAGUAUUUAAUGGAGCUAUAAACAAGAGUCUAAAACAUGUGAUGGAUGAAGUUGAUGCUGUUGGAAGGAGUGUUGAUGGAAAUUUUGUUGCUGUCGGGAGAAAAAAAUACCUUACUAUAUAUUCUUCAAAAUUGGAAGAGAUUUUACAAGUUCUACUUCCAACAGAUACAUGGACUGACGAGAGUGACACCAUCAAAGUGGAUAGCAUCAAGUGGAUUCGCUCAGACAGUAUCGUGGUGGGAUGUUUUCAGCAGACUGAAGAUGGCAAGGAGGAAAAUUACUUCGUACAAGUUAUCACGAGUAAAGCUGGAAAAAUCAUCGAUGAUUUUGCGAAGCUCGUUUCAGUGGACUUUAGCGAUCUUUUUACUGGCAUUCUUGAUGAUAUUGUGCCAUAUGGCUGUGGGCCGCAUCUUUUUUUGAAUUAUUUGGAAAACUGUGAACUUGCUUUUGUUUCUAAUAGGAAGAAUACUGAUCAACAUAUCAUGUUGUUUGAUUGGUCGCAAGGUGACAACCAAGUUUCUGUGGUUGACAUUGAGAGAGAUAGUUGGUUGCCAAGAAUAGAACUUCAAGAAAAUGGGGAUGAAAACUUGGUCCUUGGGCUUUGUGCUGACAAAUCUUCAGUUUAUGAAAAUGUGAAAGUCAAGAUCGGAGUUGAAGAGGAGAGAGAACUUCCACCGCAUUGCCUUCUUGUGUGUUUGACGCUUGAAGGGAAGCUUGUUAUGUACAAUGUUGCAAGUAUUGCAGGGUCUCAACACUCAAGUCAGGAUUCAUCUGUUGCUUCAUCUGAUGCGCAAAGCAUAUCUGCUGUUGAACCUUCAAAUGUUAGUAAAGCUCCUAUUCAAUCGGAGGAGGAAAGGUCUAAACAAUCUGUUUUUGAUUUGGGAUUAUGUGAACCUGGUAAAAAGAAAAUUAGCUCUGCACUUGAUGUUCCUGUUAGCAAGGUUCAAGAGCUACCUGAGCAGAAGGCAUACACUCUUGGUAUUACUAAUUUUGAUCAGAACACUAGAAAGGAACUAAUUUCUGGAAGCAAUCAUCAGAAGCAGGUGGCAGAUGUCAACAACUCUAAGCCUUUUGGACAAUUGGGGCUGGCUCAAGAGGGAAAUUUAAACCAGUCGCCAUUUAAGAGCUUGCAUGGCUUAGGUUCUGCUGCAGGAAAUACUGUUGUGACUGAAAAUUCGAAGACUGAGCGUGGUGAGUUGAAUAGAACCCUAACUCCCACAACUUCAGGCAGUUUUCUGGGUAGCUCAGGUGUACCGAAUUCAAGAUCUCUAUUUUCACCACAAAGUUUUGACAAAAGUACUUUAUCUGGUAGCCCUUUUACAUCCACAAACAUAGAAAAUAGUUCUGAAAGCUUGUUUGGAAACUCUAGUUCUCGUCCAUCAGAUUCAUUUGUUUCUUCAACAAAUGGUGUGGACCACAGUCAAAAAUCAAUAACUAGCAGUGGCAUGUCUGGCUUACCAUCUAAUAUUCCUGGCUCAAAAAUGCUGCUACAAGAUAGUAGCAAAUUACAGAAUUUAACUGGUCAAAGUGUGCCUCCAAUGUUUGGUAAUGAUAGGAAAUCUUCUCCUCUUGGGCAGCUGAACUCUGAGCAGAAUUUACCCAAGCAAUUUUCCAAUGUACAAAAUAUGGCAAAGGAGUUGGAUAAACUUCUCAAAUCUAUAGAAGAAGAGGGAGGUUUCAAGGAUAUUUGCACAGCUGCUCAUAGAAAUUCUCUAAAAAUCCUGGAGGAAGGCAUGAAUGGUCUCUCUGAAAGGAACAGAGUGUGGCAGAAUCAUACAGAGGAACAGCAUAGAGAGAUCCAACUUCUUCUUGAUAAGACUGUACAAGUUUUGGCAAGGAAAACACACAUGGAAGGUGUCGUGAGGCAGACUACUGAUGGACAAUAUUGGGAUUUAUGGAAUCGUCAAAAGUUAAAUUCAGAACUCGAUCAAAAGCGACUAAACGUGUUAAAUCGGAGUCAGGAUCUGACUAAUCGGAUGAUCGAACUAGAAAGGCAUUUCAAUAAUCUUGAGCUGAACCUGUUUGGUGAAAGCAGUGGGGCAAACUUGGUUUCUCGAGCUCUCCAUUCCAGAUCUGCGCCAUCAAGGCACAACCAGUCAUUGCACGCUAUUCAUAAUGCGGCAAUUUCACAGCUAGCUGCUGCAAAUCAACUUUCUGACUCCCUGUCCAAACAAAUGGCUGUACUGAGCAUGAAAUCACCUCCUACAAAACAAGCUACUGUGAAACAGCAAGUGUUUGAGUCUAUUGGAAUACCUUACCCUGAUGGUCCUCUUCGUUCUCCUGGCACAGUAAAGGUGAUGAAUUCUCCUUCAAACAGACAUCCAUUGGUUUUGUGCUCGAGUGAAACUCGUAGUGAUUUUAAAAGGAUCCAAUUGACGGGUGUAAGCAAUCCUGAGCCUGAAACUGCAAGGAGAAGGAGGGAUUCACUAGAUAGGAAUUGGGUUAACUUUGAGGCUGCUAAAACCACAGUAAAAAGGAUGGUGGUUCAGAAUGAGCGACAGAAGGUUGGAGGUUUGUUUUCUUCAAUGGAUAAGCAAUUUGCCAGUCCUGGCAAAAUGGAAGCGUCAGUAGCCAAUCAUUCCAAGGUUCUUUCUGUGCAAGAUAGAAAUGGACGCAAUGACACAUCACAAAAACUCAGCGCUGAUACAGCAGCCGUAUCCAAAUUCAAGUGGACUGGAAGCAUCCCUGGACUGUCAGAGGCUGAAACUGAGCAACCUCCCAGAUGGCAGUUUAAUCAAGGAGAUAGUAUUAAGGCUACCCAAAAAAUUUCAUCUUCAUCAUUAUUAUCACCAUUUGUCGAUCCAAAUGCAAAUAAAGGAAAUAUUCGUUCCACUGCUGAAAGACCAGGGUCUCAGAUAGGGAAUAUUGACAGGUCUGGUACUUCUUCAGCUGACACAGUGCCUUCUUUGUUACAGUUUGGAAAAGAAGAAUCAAUCAUCCAAAAGAAUCAUCCACAACCAUUCUCCUUCUCAAUAAAAGGUGGUGAAGUACCAACUUUUGGUAAAAAGGAGACUGAAACAAAGCCUGUUGGUGAUCAAAGCUUUGUUUCGAUUAGUAAGCAAGAUGUUGGAGCCUCACCUUUAUCAAUCUUUCCACCAGUCAACUCUUCAUUACCUAAUCUGAGUAUGCAGACCUUAUCAACUACAUCCGUGGGUGGAUCUACAACCAAUGCAGAGAUGGCCAAAGAUAACAAGGAAGGCUUACAAUUCUCCUCUUCAGCCUUUUCUGUAUCUUCCUCUCUUGCAGCAUCUUCAUCCUCAUCUAUCUCUAACCAUUUUAAGGAGGUUUCACGAUUUUCGACAUCAUCAAUUUCGGUUUCUACACCACAAGAAGCUCCUGCGAUUACUCCGCCUUCCAAAAGUACAGAAGUGUUAGAUUCUGAUUCUACCAGACCUUCUCUGAAUUUAGCCGAAAAGAUUUCAACGGCAGGGCCUCAAGUUGCUGCUAACAAAGAAAGUGCAGCUAAUAGUCUGGCUGCAACUCCACAGUCUCCUGAAAAGUUGGCCUCUUCAACCAGCGGCGGCUCAAAUUUUUUGAAUAUGAUACCAUCUGUUCCUUCAGCUGAGGUCCCAAAAGCACUUGCCUCAACAUCUCCUGAAGUUGGAGGUACAACUGUUGGAAAGGGUGAUAUUGAUGCUACUGUUGCCCAAGAAGAUGAAAUGGAGGAAGUAGCACCUGAGACAAAUCAAACCGCAGAGCUUUCUCUAGGAAGCCUGGCUGGAUUUGGCUUAGGAUCAGCACCCAAUGCUACAACUCCCAAAUCUAAUCCAUUUGGCGGUCCAAUUACUAGUGCACCACAAACUAUGUCGAGUUCAAUCUCUCUAAAUGUUUCUUCUGAAGAGUUGUUUCGUCCUGCAUCUUUUAGUUUUCAAUCUCUGCAGGCUUCCCAACCCUCACAGCCCUCAAAUACAGGAGCUUCUUUUGGUGCAUUCGGUUUUGCGAAUCCACUUCAGCAGGUUUCCUCGGGAAGUGGGUUUGGUCAGCCAUCACAGAUUGGCUCAGGACAACAGGCUUUGGGGUCGGUUCUUGGUUCAUUUGGACAAUCAAGGCAACUUGGUGCUGGCUUACCUGGUAGUGGUUUUGGGGUUCCUCAAUCUCCAGCUGGUGGUUUUCAAAAUACAACCACAGCUGGUGGAUUUGCAGGCAUUAGUUCGGUGGCCAGUGGCUUUGGUGGCGGUUUUGCUAGUGCAGCUACUAGCGGGGGCGGAUUUGCUGCUGCAGCCCCUAGUGGAGGAGGAUUUGCUGCUGCAGCUCCUAGUGGAGGAGGGUUUGCUGCUGCAGCUCCUAGCGGAGGAGGAUUUGCGGCUGCUGCUCCAAGCGGAGGAGGGUUUGCAGCUGCAGCCCCAAGCGGAGGCGGGUUUGCUGGUGCUGCGGGUGGGGCUGGUGGAUUUGGCGCUUUUGGUAAACCAGGGAAUAGUGGGUUUUCUGCGUUUGGUAGCAGUGUUGGAGGAAGAUCUGCACCGCCCGAGUUAUUUACGCAAAUGAGAAAAUAGUUAGCGAGAAUGGAAACAGUGGUAGGCCUCUGAAGCUUGUGAGGGGCUGAGCCCGUGUAUAUUCAGAGUUCCUCGUGAUGAUGUUACCUUUUUUAUGAUCCUACUCUUUUGUUAUAGUGAUUAAAAAAAGGUGCAUGUAAUUGGAAGAAGUGAAUGUGCUUAUUGCCAGCAAAGCAUAUCAAGCAGUCAUUCAAUUAACAAAUUAACAUGUACUUUCUUUAAUGUCCCUUGCUCUACCCCCAAAAAAAACAAAUUAACAUGUACUUUCUUUAAUGUCCCUUGCUCUACCCCCCCCCCCC
Molecule: messenger RNA, 5496 nt
Organism: Chenopodium quinoa (quinoa)
Lineage: Eukaryota; Viridiplantae; Streptophyta; Magnoliopsida; Caryophyllales; Amaranthaceae
Product: nuclear pore complex protein NUP214-like
Exons: 17
Coding region: 170-5197 (1675 amino acids)
Biological process (GO): RNA export from nucleus
Molecular function (GO): structural constituent of nuclear pore
Source: RefSeq, a predicted model, not a curated record